Rhineura floridana is the source of this 1206-nucleotide messenger RNA. Its product is annotated as olfactory receptor 6B1-like. The record is from RefSeq and is a predicted model, not a curated record. Gene Ontology annotation, cellular component: membrane. The coding region runs from base 1 to 1206 and encodes 401 amino acids. The transcript has 3 exons. Gene Ontology annotation, molecular function: G protein-coupled receptor activity; olfactory receptor activity. NCBI's taxonomy places the organism in Eukaryota, Metazoa, Chordata, Lepidosauria, Squamata, Rhineuridae. Gene Ontology annotation, biological process: G protein-coupled receptor signaling pathway.
AUGGUGUACUCCCCUCCACAUCCUGUCCAUAUGCUAAGGCGAUUGCAUGAAUAUUCACCUCCCCAAAGUUGCUAUUAUCCACAGAAAAGGGAGAAAACAGCUGUUGUUAGUAUCAGCCUUGAGCCAGAUGCUGGAGUAAAAGAUAGCAAAGGGUGUUUUGAACUUAUAUUGUUGCUGGUGAUAGAAGUCACAAACCAGCUCAUUAUAGAACAGACUUGUUUAAAGUGUGCAGAUCUUCUCUACAUGCCAUUCUUGCAAGAGCAACAUGGAGUGAAUCAAACCAUGAUCACAGAAUUUAUUCUCCUAGGGUUUGGGGGUAAUCAGGAAGUGCAAAUUGUUCUUCUGUUGCUGUUUUUGGUGAUCUACAUUGUAACCGUCAGUAAGAACCUCCUCAUCAUUCUGCUUGUUGUGUCUGACCAGCACCUUCACACACCCAUGUAUUACUUCCUAGGAAACCUCUCUUGCUUGGAGACCUUCUAUAGCUCAACCAUACUGCCCAGGAUGCUGUAUAGUCUCUUGACAGGAGACAGGUCUAUUUCAUUUGUGGGCUGUGUCACACAGUUUUAUAUUUUUGACAUACUUGUUACUACAGAGUGUUUUCUCCUAGCUGCAAUGUCCUUUGAUCGCUACUUAGCCAUAUGCAAGCCACUGCGCUAUGCUACCCAAAUGACAGACAGAUUAUGUGUCAAACUGGCUGCUGGUUCCUGGGUGAGUGGGAGUUUAGCUGCCACCAUAACCACAUCUUUCAUGUCCCAGUUAUUCUUUUGCAACGCUAAUGAGAUUGACCACUUCUUUUGUGACCUUGGCCCAGUGAUUGAUCUGUCCUGCAGCAAUACACAAAUCAUAGAUAUCUCAGUUUUCAUUGUGUCAUCUCUAUGUUCCUUUCCAGCUUUCCUGUUGACCUUGGCAUCCUAUGUUUGCAUCAUCACCUCCAUCUUGAGGAUCUCAUCCACUACUGGAAGACAGAAGGUUUUCUCUACCUGCUCCUCUCACCUCAUAAUGGUGACUGUUUUCUAUGGGACACUCAUUAUAGUCUACAUUUUACCCAAGACAAACAUCCUGAGAGACCUAAACAAACUUUUUUCUCUCCUGUACACAAUAUUGACUCCCCUUCUCAAUCCUCUCAUAUAUAGCCUAAGAAACAAUGAUGUUAAGGAGGCAUUGAAAAAAGGCACCAGAAAGCUUGCAAUUUCAAGAGAGAUAUAA